UCUUCCUCUCUCUCUCUCUCUCUCUUCUCCCUCUCUCUCUCUAGAAUUCCUCACCGGUGAGCACCGUUUGUCGUGUUUGUUGGACGGCGGAGGGAAUAAUCGAUGGCGGCGCUUCAGUAUUUGGAGACCCUGCGGAAUGCGCACCCGGAGCUUUCCGAGUGGUACACUACGCUUUCAGAUCUGUACCAGAGGAAGCUAUGGCACCAGCUCACGCUCAAGCUCGAACAAUUCGCUGCCCUAGCUGUAUUUCAGGCUGGGGAUGCUCUAAUCCAGCUCUACCACAAUUUCAUAACUGAUUUUGAGACAAAAAUCAAUCUUCUCAAGCUUGCACAUUUUGCUGUCAUAGUUUCUAGGCAGUAUUCGGAGAAAGUGGCUGCCAUAGCUUAUCUUGAAGAAGUGAUAGAAAAGCUUCGUAACACCAGAGAAGCACGCAUAGAGGAGCCGAUACUUUAUAUCAAAAUGCAGAUUGGUGUAUUUAAGCUUGAGCAGGGAGAUCAAAAGGAAUGCAAGAAACUUCUAGAUGAGGGAAAGAGUACCCUCGACAGUAUGACUGACAUUGAUCCAUCUGUGUAUGCCAACUACUACUGGGUUUCAUCUCAAUAUCAUAAAACCCGUCAAGAAUUCGCAGAUUUCUAUAGAAGUGCUCUCCUUUAUCUAGCUUACACUUCAGUAGAGUCUCUAUCAGACUCGUUUAAGCUGGAUUUGGCAUUUGAUUUAUCUCUCUCAGCCUUGUUGGGGGAGAACAUCUACAACUUUGGCGAACUUCUUGCCCAUCCGAUUAUUAAAAGUCUUCUGGGGACUAAAGUUGAGUGGCUUUACUACAUUCUUGAAGCAUUUAAUUCUGGAGAUUUAGUUCGUUAUCAAGAACUAUGCCGUGUACACGGAGCUGCUCUGAGCACUCAACCGGCUCUAGUCCAGAAUGAGAAAAGGCUUCUGGAGAAGAUAAACAUUCUCUGCUUGAUGGAGAUUAUAUUCAGCCGACCAUCAGAUGAAAGAACUAUACCAUUGAGUAUCAUUUCUGAACGAACAAAACUUACUGUAGAAGACGUGGAGUACCUUCUUAUGAAGAGCCUUUCAGUACAUCUGAUAGAGGGAAUCAUUGACCAAGUGGAGGGAACUGUUUACGUGUCGUGGGUGCAACCUAGGGUUUUAGGAAUUCCUCAGAUCAAGUCGUUGCGUGACAGGCUGGACAAUUGGGUUGAUAAAGUACACACUGCUUUGUUAUCCGUCGAGGCUGAAACACCUGAUCUAGUUGCAGCUUAAUUUUAGCUCUUAUCCAAUUCCAAUUUCUUCUUCAUAUAACGUUUUGAGGACAAAAUGUGUUACUCUAUGUAGUAAGAGAGAAAACUAAAAUCCAUGUUUCUUGGACCACUGUGUAUGGGGGGUUCUCUCUUGUUAUAUUUUCAAUUCCCGUACACCAUACUUGUAAUACCCAUUUCUUUUUUCGCGUAUUAUUUCAUUGAGCCGAGUAUUUUGGAUAUUCUUGUU
Erythranthe guttata (spotted monkey flower) is the source of this 1488-nucleotide messenger RNA. Its product is annotated as 26S proteasome non-ATPase regulatory subunit 13 homolog A. The record is from RefSeq and is a predicted model, not a curated record. Gene Ontology annotation, biological process: ubiquitin-dependent protein catabolic process. Gene Ontology annotation, cellular component: cytosol; proteasome regulatory particle, lid subcomplex; nucleus. Gene Ontology annotation, molecular function: structural molecule activity. NCBI's taxonomy places the organism in Eukaryota, Viridiplantae, Streptophyta, Magnoliopsida, Lamiales, Phrymaceae.